ACACCAACUAACUGUCCUCUUUCAGUGAUCAACAAAUGUACCAUAAUUUAUCAGCCAAUGUUACCGCCGUGGCUGCCGUACUAUUGAUUAUAUGUUGGCCAACAACAACUGUAUCGACAACGGUCGGCAAACAAGUCGACCGCCCUUUAGUUCGCCGAUCGGCCGACAAUUGUCCGACAAUUGCCGACAAACUGGUCGRCUGUGUUAAUAGCAAAUGGAAUACCCGUUGGAAUAUUACGUUCAGGGAUGUGGUAAACCCGGAGCUGGAAAAUGCCUACAAACAGUCGUGUUGUGCAUCACUACAGUUGCUCUGUGGCGGCAAACAAAUGCUACCGGUGUGUCCUAAUAUACAAUCAAAAGUCAAUUUUAUGCAAAAACUAUAUGACGAUAAUAUAAAAAGAUAUUGUCUGAACAUGUCGUUUACGCCAAAUGAGGCCAACUGUGUUGGACUGGUAGCCAAAGCCGAUAUCAACGACAACAACAAACAGUGUMCAGAAUUGUUGUGUUACAGUACUGAUCSACAAUCGAUAGCUACAGAUAAUACUACCAGUUUGUCGUUGUCGUCRUCGACAGUAUCGGUAGACGACUCGUCAAAAACAACACAAUCUAAUGGUUUGUUUUUGCAGCCAAUGGCUACAAGUGCUCAAUAUGUGGUCAUCAUUGUUAAAUCUAAUUAA
This is a messenger RNA of Oppia nitens, 677 nucleotides long. RefSeq lists its product as uncharacterized. Bases 36 to 677 code for a protein of 213 amino acids. The record is from RefSeq and is a predicted model, not a curated record. The transcript is spliced from 3 exons. Lineage: Eukaryota; Metazoa; Arthropoda; Arachnida; Sarcoptiformes; Oppiidae.